Messenger RNA from Hylaeus anthracinus, 828 nucleotides. RefSeq names its product iron-sulfur cluster assembly 2 homolog, mitochondrial. The transcript is spliced from 3 exons. Gene Ontology annotation, molecular function: 4 iron, 4 sulfur cluster binding; iron ion binding; 2 iron, 2 sulfur cluster binding. The record is from RefSeq and is a predicted model, not a curated record. Gene Ontology annotation, biological process: iron-sulfur cluster assembly. Bases 263 to 787 code for a protein of 174 amino acids. Lineage: Eukaryota; Metazoa; Arthropoda; Insecta; Hymenoptera; Colletidae. Gene Ontology annotation, cellular component: mitochondrion.
UCCUAAUCAUCGUACUUACAUAUUAUUUCUAUGAAAUUUAUUCCUUAUGAUAUUUUUUGAUAUUAUUCUAAUUUAAAAAAACGGAAAUGAAUUUUCAUCCAGAAGGAUAUAAUUGUACUCGGUCAGGUUUUUUCAGAUGAAGACAAAAUAUUUACGUAACUAGGGUUUAUUACUAAGGAUUCUAAUGUAAUGUUUCCAAUAAUUAUUCUAUGAAUUUAGUGGCAAAACCUGUGUGAUAAAGCAAUGUUCUUCAUUCACGUCUAUGUGUUGUGAGAUUGUAGUUGUCAAACAUUUGUCAGGAAUGGUCAGGAAUAUGGCGAAAUUACAACACACAAUUUGGGGUCUCUCUUCUAAUUUUGUGGCAAACCGAUAUUUUUCACGUUUGUUAAUUUCUCCAUGGUACAAUGUAUCUACAGUUUCGUCGUUAAAUAAACUGUCAACAGAAGCUGCAGUGAAGCCUGAAAAUUGCAUCAUUAUUACUGAUAGCUGUGUUAAACGUUUAAAGGAAAUAACUGAUGAUAAUGCUUAUUUAAGAGUAACAGUGGAAGGUGGAGGUUGUUCGGGUUUUCAAUAUAAAUUCGAUUUGGAUACAAACAUAAGUGAAGACGAUAAAGUGUUUCAAAAGGAUGGUGCCAAAGUGGUUAUAGAUGCGACAUCUUUAGAAUAUAUUAAAGGAGCAUCGAUAGAAUAUCACACCGAAUUAAUACGGUCCGCAUUUAGAAUAACAAAUAAUCCUUUAGCCGAACAAGGUUGUAGUUGUGGAGCCAGUUUUUCAAUUAAAAUGUAAUUGUUUUUUUGCUUAUAGUAUAUCUAAAUUUAGAACAGAGA